This is a messenger RNA of Ipomoea nil (Japanese morning glory), 2091 nucleotides long. RefSeq lists its product as uncharacterized. Gene Ontology annotation, cellular component: microtubule. Gene Ontology annotation, molecular function: microtubule binding. Lineage: Eukaryota; Viridiplantae; Streptophyta; Magnoliopsida; Solanales; Convolvulaceae. The transcript is spliced from 4 exons. The coding region runs from base 205 to 1881 and encodes 558 amino acids. The record is from RefSeq and is a predicted model, not a curated record.
GCCCCACUGUCAUAAAAUCUUUAAUACAAUUUGAUUUCUUUCCCUUUUCAGAAUCUCCAUUUUCCCAUUUUCGAGGACUAUUUUAGUUAAGGCACGAGUUUUUGGUAAUUCAUGAGCUAUUCUUAGACGAUGAACCAAGAAUCCGGAGGUUGAAGCUUGAGAUGGUGAAGGGUUCAUCACUGAUACGCAAAGGUUAAAGGGUAAAUGAUGGGAAGAAGUCUUAGCCCUAUACUUAGGAAAGAGUUGGAGAAUCUUGACAAGGAUGCAGAUAGUAGAAAAUCAGCCAUUAAAGCUUUGAAGUCAUAUGUGGGAGAGUUGGAUAGCAAGGCGAUCCCCCUCUUUCUUGCCAAGGUUUCUGAGACCAAGGAGACGGGUACUUCAUCUGGUGAAUGCACAAUCUCGCUUUAUGAGGUUCUUGCUCGUGUCCAUGGACCGAAAAUCCUCCCUCAGAUUGAUAACAUCAUGGCCACCAUCAUCAAGACCUUGAGAUCGAGUGCAGGGUCGUUUGCUCUUCACCAGGCUUGCUCGAAAGUGGUGCCAGCUAUUGCUAGGUACGGGAUGGACCCCACAACUUCAGAAGAGAAGAAGCGGUAUAUCAUUCACUCUCUUGCUAAGCCCCUUUCAGAUUGUCUUUUGGCCACUCAGGAGGGCUUAUCGUCGGGAGCUGCUCUAUGCUUGAAGGCUCUUGUAGAGACAGACAAUUGGCGGUUUGCUUCAAAUGAGAUAGUGAAUGAGGUCUGCCGAACUGUUUCUGGGGCAUUGGAAAAGCAUGCUCAGGCGGGUCCCCACAUGGCCCUCGUAAUGUCUUUGGCUAAACACAAUAGGUUACUUGUUGAAGCCUAUGCCAGAUUGUUGAUACGAUCUGGAUUACGUGUUCUGAAAUGUGGGAAUGGGGAGGGAAAUUCUCAAAAACGUUUGUUAGCCAUUCUUAUGAUCACCUCCCUGAUGAGGUGUUUGGACCCCAGAAGCAUAUUUUCUGAGCUGGGAAUGGUUAUUGAACACCUGGUGAUGUGUCAAUCAGAUAAGAUGCAAUUUGUCAGAGGAGCAGCAUUUGAAGCACUUCAAUUGGCUAAAAGAAUAUGUUGUGAGAAAGGCUCAAAUUUGGAAAAGGGCAUCGAGCCAACCAAUGGCUCAAAUUUGUGUGAAUCCGAUGAUCAGUCACCUAUAACUACAUCACCCGAAUCAGAGACUGCUGAUUCACUUCUUUCGUUUGAUCCUAUACUCGACUCCUCAAAUUCAACCAGUUUGAUCUCUCGAGAUUUGGGUAGUGAUCAAAAGAGUGUGAAGAGGAGACUUUGGAGAAGGUGUGGAAAUGGCGCCCUUAAAGAAGAAAUUUUGUCACAAGUUGCCCGCCAAAUUGCCAUUCAGAACUCUGAACAAGAUGAGCUUACUACCAAUCACGGUGACUAUAGUGAUCUAUUUGCAGGGUAUUUUCCAGGAAAUGGUCGAAAUGGAUUUGUCAGGAACAGAACUCCCAGUCCACAGAGGUCACGCUCUCAUAUUAAACCUGAAAAUUUAGCAAUCUUUAAUCAUAGCAGCUUGGAUUUUCUUGGAAAGAACACUCGUCCUUCUUCGUGCAAAUUGGAGUCCCCUAGGAGGUACAGGGAAAACGGGGAAAUAAAAUCAUCUGUUGAAAGCGAACAGGCUCAUCGAAGCUCAGAAUCAACAUCUUCUUCGACAGAAGAUGCGUUGGCUGAUACUGAAUCUCAAUGCUUCACCAAGGCUGAACCUGAAAGUAAGACAAAAUCUGAAGGUGCGUAUACUCAACAGACUUCAAAAUGCAAAAUGAUCUGUGGGGUUUUAGUUGCUGUGCUUUCCAUUCUUGCAUUUUUGUUGUGGGAUGAGGAUCAAGAUGGGUUUUACAACCUCGUACCCACCUAAAUUUUGUGGUAUGCUAGAACUUAGAAUUGGAUUUUUGUUGCACCAUGAGAGUUGGAAGCUGUUCUGUACUUUGAUUAGGAUGUUUUCUCAAUCUGUCCACUUUUGCUUCUCCAAAAACAUUCAGGUUUCAGCAUCACAAAUCACAUGCAACUAUGUCAUUCUGACAAGUACAAAACAGCUAUGGGCAACUUAGGUUGGUUUAUCUCCUUA